Aplysia californica (California sea hare) is the source of this 675-nucleotide messenger RNA. RefSeq names its product membrane progestin receptor beta. The record is from RefSeq and is a predicted model, not a curated record. Lineage: Eukaryota; Metazoa; Mollusca; Gastropoda; Aplysiida; Aplysiidae. Gene Ontology annotation, cellular component: membrane. The transcript is spliced from 4 exons. Bases 1 to 675 code for a protein of 224 amino acids.
AUGGGUCUCGAGCGUGCCACAAUUGACUACUACGGUGUAGGCCAGUACAGUCUUGGUCGUGCUUUCCUCAUCAUCUACGUCAGCAUGAAUGAUGACGUAUUCCCCAUCUCGGCCACCCAUUGGCUACUUCUGAUUUGCGUUCUGCUCAGCUGGACAGAUUUCGUGUGCUGUGUGAUAUCUCAGCUAAAAUUCCAUCGUCCUUAUCCGCUGCUGGCAAAGAAACUGUGGCAAGUAGUGCCCUUCGUAGUCCAUGGCGCGUUCUUCAGUUUUCUCAUCGCUCCCCGCGUCAGGGGCUGCCUUACCUCCCCUGAUUGUCACAUGUUCUGGGACCAGCCCGGACUGUACUACAUUUUCCUCGAACUCAUAGCGGGGGCCAUCUGUAUUUUGACCUUCUCGAGCCACAUGCCCGAGAAGAUCUGGCCUGGAACAUUCGACUUUUUGGGUCAAGGUCACCAAAUAUUCCACGUUGCCAGCGUGACGAUGACAAUGUUCCAGUUUGAGUCAGGUGCUGCAGACGCCGUGCAAUACUACAGAGCGGAACAAGCGCGCCCGGAACUCUGGGACAUCCUGGCCGCCAUUUUGUUGCUCAAGUUGGCUUGCCUGACGACUAUUGUGUGUUUGAAAAACAAGACGCUAGACUGCGUUCGGAAGGAAAGUGACAUGAAAAGCCAGUAG